Molecule: messenger RNA, 503 nt
Organism: Etheostoma spectabile (orangethroat darter)
Lineage: Eukaryota; Metazoa; Chordata; Actinopteri; Perciformes; Percidae
Gene: rplp2b
Product: ribosomal protein, large P2 b
Exons: 5
Coding region: 121-465 (114 amino acids)
Biological process (GO): translation; cytoplasmic translational elongation
Cellular component (GO): ribosome; cytosolic large ribosomal subunit
Molecular function (GO): structural constituent of ribosome
Source: RefSeq, a predicted model, not a curated record
UUCUGUCUUUUAUUGAACACGAAGAAGAAGCGAGGUUUCUUCCGCUUUCGUUCCGUGACGUAACUUCCUUUCUGUCCGUGCUAACCUCGAAGUGAACACGCGUUCGCCGUCUAGCUCAAGAUGCGUUACGUAGCUGCUUACCUGCUCGCUGCCCUAGGUGGAAAUGGCAACCCUCAGGCCAAUGACAUCAAGAAGAUCCUGGAAAGUGUUGGCAUUGAGGCCGAUAACACACGCCUGGAGAAGGUCAUUACUGAGCUCACGGGCAAGAAUGUGGAGGAGGUGAUCACCACAGGUUACGGUAAACUGGCCAGCGUACCAGCUGGUGGUGCUGUAGCCGUUGCCAGCUCUGCAGCCCCUAGCUCAGGUGGAGCUGCUGCCCCUGCAGCAGCUGAGGAGAAGAAGGAAGAGAAGAAAGAGGAGUCUGAGGAGUCCGAUGACGACAUGGGAUUCGGCCUGUUCGACUAAACUUUUUCAACAUUUGAAUAAAAUUUAUAAAAAAAAAA